AUGGUCAGUUCCUGCUGUGGCUCUGUCUCCUCUGAGGAGGGCUGUGGCCAAGGCUGCUGCCAGCCCAGCUGCUGCCAAACCACCUGCUGCAGGACCACCUGCUGCAGACCCAGCUGCUGCAUCUCCAGCUGCUGCCAACCCUCCUGUGGUGGUUCUAGCUGCUGCCAGCCAUGCUGCAGUCUCUGCUGCAGCCCCUGCUGCCAGCCAUGCUGCCGUCCCUGCUGCAGCCCCUGCUGCCAGCCAUGCUGCAGUCCCUGCUGCCAGCCAUGCUGCCGUCCCUGCUGCCAGCCCUGCUGCCAGCCAUGCUGCCAGCCCUGCUGCCGCCCCUGCUGCCGCCCCUGCUGCUGCCUGCGUCCAGUCUGUGGUCAGGUCUGCUGCCAGAGCACUUGCUACCGCCCCACCUGUGUCAUCUCCACCUGCCCCCGCCCCAUGUGCUGUGCCACCCCUUGCUGCUAA
This is a messenger RNA of Arvicola amphibius (Eurasian water vole), 456 nucleotides long. Its product is annotated as keratin-associated protein 4-6-like. The record is from RefSeq and is a predicted model, not a curated record. The transcript has a single exon. Bases 1 to 456 code for a protein of 151 amino acids. Lineage: Eukaryota; Metazoa; Chordata; Mammalia; Rodentia; Cricetidae.